Molecule: messenger RNA, 4451 nt
Organism: Pimephales promelas (fathead minnow)
Lineage: Eukaryota; Metazoa; Chordata; Actinopteri; Cypriniformes; Leuciscidae
Gene: uts2r1
Product: urotensin 2 receptor 1
Biological process (GO): regulation of blood pressure; neuropeptide signaling pathway; blood vessel diameter maintenance
Cellular component (GO): plasma membrane
Molecular function (GO): urotensin II receptor activity
Source: RefSeq, a predicted model, not a curated record
UCUAGCUCAAAGUGAUCGCCUCCUUGGGCAUAUCCAUCUAAGAGGAUUCUGCCCUUUUUUCCACUAGUACCACUUUCUUUGGCUGUUCUGAACCUGUAGGAUAUUUUUUUUUAUCUGUCACUCAGGUUUGUGAUAUAGUUAGUGUUCUGCUGAAGAAUAACAGAAGUUUUUCUUACAUUGCUGAAGCACAUGCCAAUCUCAAUUGUACUUUUUUAUUGAUCUGUGUCCUAACACACAUGACAGAGCUUAAGUUUUUUUUUUUUUUUUUGGUCCACUGGAAUUGUUUUAUUUUGCCAUUCAAGGAUUUCUUGCUGACAACGUGGUAGGAAUCACUGAGUAUACUCGUCAGAGAAAUCAUGAGUUGGACUCAUUGUAAAUGCUAAACGUCUAUCUGCUUGGAGCUACACCAUCUGUGGAAUUCAAUCAAGAGAUGACCACUGUGUCAAUGGAGCCCAUAGUGGCGAUGGUGGAAAAGAUUUCCAAUGUCACUGAGCGUCCAGUAGAAGCUUCUACUGAAGACUUGGCUGCCAACUUCACCAUUGGUACCAUCCUGUCCCUAAUGUGUCUGGUGGGUGUGUCUGGAAAUAUCUAUACGCUCGUGGUCAUGUGCCACUCCAUGCGCUCUGCAGCCUCUAUGUACAUCUACAUCAUCAACCUGGCACUAGCCGAUCUGCUUUACUUACUCACAAUUCCAUUUGUAGUAUGUACUCAUUUCCUGAAGGGAUGGUACUUUGGAGACGCCGGGUGUCGGAUCCUCAUCAGCAUGGACUUCCUUACCAUGCAUGCCAGCAUUUUCACCCUGACUGUUAUGAGCACAGAACGUUACUUCGCCGUACUCAAGCCUCUGGAUACAGUCAAACGCUCUAAGAGCUACCGAAAAGCAAUCGCCCUUCUGGUGUGGGCGGCUUCGCUGAUUCUCACCUUACCCAUGAUCAUUAGCGUCCAGCUGAUGACGGAGAGCUCCAAGCCAAUGUGUCAACCCACACUGAGCCCUCUCUCGUACAAAAUCUACAUCUCCUUUCUCUUUGGCACGAGCAUUGUGGCUCCAGGGGUGAUAAUCGGGUACCUAUACAUACGCCUGGCACGAACCUACUGGAUCUCCCAGACUGAGACUUUCAAGCAGACCAAGAAGCUCCCAAACCAGAAGGUCCUGUAUCUGAUCUUCACCAUUGUGCUCCUUUUCUGGGCCUGCUUCCUACCUUUCUGGAUUUGGCAGCUUCUUGGUCAGUUCCAGCCCACGCUGGAUCUCUCCACCAAGGCCAAGCGCAACAUUAACUAUCUGACCACAUGUCUGACCUACAGCAACAGCUGCAUCAAUCCGUUUCUCUACACCCUGCUCACCAAGAACUACAAGGAGUACCUUCGCAAGAGACAGAGGACUUGGACGGCUGGUAGCUACCUCAACCGACGGAACCGCUUCCAGAGGUCGCCCCGUCGCUCAUUGUCCUCCAGCAGUCAGCAGUGUACGGAGAGCUUUGUUCUCGCACAGACUUCUCGCACCAACAACAGCAGUCUCUGAGGGAAAAAUGACUGUCUGGGGCAAGACAAGAGCAAAUCAAGCCAAGACGGCUGGUAUCUCCCUCCUCCAUACAGAAGAGGGGAAAGUAAAGGAAGAGCACAGUGGGCAAGAGAAGAAAAGCAAGUCUCGGCACAAUGCGUAUCCCAACAUUAAGAGGCCAAUGUGGGGUUUGAGUUUCCGCCACCUCACCUGUUGAUUCGUUUCAAUCCUGGAUGACCUUCAAGAGGGAUGAAACAAUUCCCAGUUCAUCGGUUUUCUCAAACUUUGGUCUAUUAUCACUGUGAACUGGGUCAUUUUUAUUUUUUUUAUUUUUUUGAUCAUCAAAUUUUGUCAUCAAGGAUCAAAUUUCAAAGCAGGGCAAUAACCAAGAGAAAAGCGUGAGAACUUUCAUCUCCACCUCUCCCUAGUGACUCACCAUGUUAAGUAUAAUUUCCUUCAAACAACUGCAAUAGUCUCUAACAACUGCAUUAUCUUUCCUAACAUGAUUCAAAAUCAGUUUCUCUCAUAUUUAUGAAAAUAUUCUUGCUCUAUUUUGAUCAUUUUGACUGCGUUUGACAUGAACCUAUUCUAUUUGAUUUGCCUUUGGAUUAUCUUCAUUGUAGAGUAUUGCAUUGCAGCCAUAGCAAUGCAGUCAUGGAUCCCUUCCCUUCUGCGCACCCUUUUAUUUUUUUCAGAGUACUUUAUUCUGUUCCUCGAGCCAGUGAAAUGGAUUCUGUCUGAUCACUGAGGAUUCUGUCUCCUACAUCCUGUUUCCUUGAGGCAGACAAGACUGGAGGGUUUGCGUUGACCUCAUAUCUGGCUUUGACUUCUAAUGAGUUGGACAUUUAUACUGUCCAUUCUGACAAGUCAGAAAUCAUCCACAUGGAAGCCCUGUACACAUCUGCAUUGCAGAGUGAAAUUCACCAUCUUGGCAACUCUAGUUUCCUGACUCCAAAAGAAAUAGAUUAUUUAUCUCAAUGCACAAUGGCGCUUAUUAUUGUUGGACUCUCUAUUUGUUUUACACAAAAGAUAAACAGGAAAGUACUGCCCAAAGUUUGUAUGUUGCUUUGGUAUGUUGAGUCUGUGGAAUGUCUGUUUUGUUUUUGUACAGAGUUUAAAUAUACUUGGUAACACAUUACAAUAAGGUUUAAUUCCUUAACGAUAUUUAUAAAACUGCAUUAAGUAUGGAUUAACUAUCAUAAACUAAUAAUAAACAUUAUAUAGUAAUUAAUAAUUUAGAUUAAUGCUAAUUUAAUUUAAAAGUACUAUUGUUCACUUUUAAUUCAUGUGUGUUCGCAACAUGGACAUGAAAUUUUGAUGUUGGAAUUAUCGUAAAGCUUCAGCUACAGUGUACAACAAAAUCAGUAUAGUAACAAAACAAACAUUCCAGCAAUAUUACUAUAAUAUUAGAACUGAGGUCCUUGGAGGUAGUGUUGUCACAAUACUGGAAUUUCUAACUUCGAUACGAUAACUUGGAAAAUAAUGAUAUCCGAUACCAUUUCUGAAACCAUGGGGAAAACUGAUUGUUAAUUUAAACAACAAUUGGUCAAGGGAAUUUAUGUAAUUAAUUAUACUUAUAAAUUUACAUUUACCUAUUAACAAACGCUAUAAAACCUAUUGUUCAUUGUUAUUUCAUGAUACCUAAUGCACUAAUGUUCACACAUUAUUGUAAAGUGUUACCAUAUACGUAAUGUCCGUGUUGUAUUUUAUGUUAAAUUUAUAUGGACAGAUUACUUGUAAAUAUUAUAGUUAUAUUAUUGAAAUGUUUACCUACAUCUUUGUUUACAAAAAAAGCUAAUGGCAAUCACAGAUCAGGUGAAGUACACAAAUAUGUAUUAUGUGAAAUAUAUAUAUAUAUAUAUAUAUAUAUACACCUAUGGCAAAAUGAAAACAAAAAAUCUGUGUGUAAAUCAGAGGGAGAAGCCUUCCAAGAAGUAUGAGUAUUCAUAGUUCCAUGGCUGAAUUUUGUACCUCAGGGGAGAAAGAGUUGGUUCCAAAUGAUUAAAACAGCAAGAUUUUUCAACUGUGUAUAGCAAGUUAAUUUAUUUCUAAUAUAAACUUUCAAAUGGACAUGUUUUUGGAAAAGCAUUUAGUGUGCAAAUAGAAAUAUAAACAAUCAGAGGCUGUUCGAAUGCAAUGCAGGAAUGCAAAAAUAAUGUUAUUUUUGAAGCUGUUUGGUUCAGACCUACACAGAUAAUUCUACAGGAUAUUUUCUCUAUGUGUCUUUGUUUUGCUGUUGUGAUGUGGUGAUGCUGUUUUUUUUUUUUCCACAUUUGUCACUGUUUAGUCUGUGCAAUUGCAGAGCUUCUCUUCACAAGACCCAAUGAUGCUUGGUGAGCAAUGUCCCUUACAUGCACUCAAUAAAUAUGUUCAGUAAACAACAGCAAUACUUGAAACUUUACCUCAUUUUUUGAUAACUAUUACUCGUUUUAUAUAGCAUAGCAUAAGUAAAUUCAGUAGUGCUGGAUCAGAAGUUUGCUCUCAUUCUUGUUUUUAUUAGAUCAGAGAGUACAAAAGAUAUCGUGCCUUAUGGCAGAACUGAAUUAAAAGCUUUUGUUUUGGAGAUGUUAUUGUUACAACGAACUGCCAUUCAGAUUUCACAGGAGACUUAAUGAGUCAGAUGUUUCAGCAGAUGUUGUCAUGAGAAGCUUGGAGAGCCUCCCAAUGGACAGCACAAUGGAAAUAUUGCUGUUUUAUCCACUGAUGUGAUUUACAGUAAGCAAUACUGCAAUUAACUAUUGUGUCAAUUUGAAGAACCUUGUAUUAAAGCCUCAUUUUUGCACAGAUGAUUUAAAUUGAAAAAAUAUAUAAGAAUCAUGUUAACAAAGAACCUAAUUAGUGGUGUAUUACAUUUUGUAUGUGUUUAGAUUGUCAGACUUUUUAAAUAUCAUUCUAGACAAAAUUUAGUUGAUCUUUUUAAAGUAUUUAUAACUAUCAAUACCAUAAUAUCAUU